GUAGGAAAAAGUCAGAGAGGGAGGAGCUAUGGGUGUAGUAGGCGUGGCGAGGAAACGGAAUGAGACGGGGUCAGGUUCCCUAUGCUCCGAGCUUGCCAGGUGAUAGGACAGCAAGCAUGCAAGGGGUGUAGACAAAGCAGGACAAGAAUGUGGGUAUUUAAGUGCCUGCUACAUUCAAAUAAACGCCAUUUUGCUUCACUUAUACUGGGGGUCUGUGCAAGCAUUUGGCCCCGACCUGCUCAGGGUCGGUCUCGCUGGGCCGUGGCGCCCUCGGUUGGCAGAGGACGAACAACACGAAGAAGCAACAAGUGGUGACCACGACGUGAUCUGCCUAUCGAGGGUUAACCAGCCGGCGUGCCCGUGAAGCGGAGAAGAGCCUGUGAGGUGGCGGCAGGUCGCGUGUGUAACCAUGGAACAAGUGAUUAAGUCCCUGUUCGCAAUAAUCAAGGACUGGCUCAGCGAUACCAAUGGCGAGUACUCCCGCAAGGUAUGGCUCCUGGGAAAGCCGAAGAAAGAGAUGGAGACGAAGCCCCGGAGGCAGACAAAAAGCAAAUCGGGAAAGCCAGGUGGGUACCAACCGUUGCUGCCGAUGAGAAAACAUACCUCUGCCCUGCAGCCAGUAUGGCUAGUGUGUGUGAUGGUCAUUGCUUUGAUAUCGGGGGCUGGGGGAGCUCAGCUCUUGCCACAGCCAGGAAAUGUGUGGGUCACCUGGGCAAAUAGGACGGGCCAAAAGGACUUUUGCCUUAGCUUGCAAUCAGCAACUUCGCCUUUUCGCACCUGCCUAAUAGGUAUCCCGCAAUAUACGUUGGAAGCCUUUGCGGGAUACACCACGAACCAUUCCAGUUGCCGUAAUGACGGCGAUCUAGCAAGCCAAACGGCAUGUUUGAUAAAAUCUCUGAAUGUGUCUCUUCCAUGGGAUCCGCAGGAAUUAGAUAUCUUGGGGUCGCAAAAGGUACGAAAUGGGUCACAUAAUGGCACGCGUACCUGUAUUACCUUCGGGUCAGUGUGCUGGCAGGAAGGUCAAUUCACUACCUGCGACUUGUUUGACGGGGUAUUCAACGGCUCCGAGGGAUUGGAAGGACAAUUGCAGGCCCUAAUUGCCCGGUGGACAGGAACAGAUCCGCGGCUGAGGCCGUACAAUGAGACCUCUUGGACUAUAGUUAGCCCUACAAACACAGACGCUUUCUCUAUCCAGUCGGGUUAUUGCGGAUAUACCAAAAAUGAAACACGGGUCUUCACAGGGCGCAAUACAACCUGCUUGUCAAAGGGUGGGAUCCCUUCUAAUCCUAGCAAUGGAUCCUCAUUUAAAUGUACGGCAGUUUGGGACUUUUAUGGGUAUGGGUUCUCUUUCAAAAGGGGUGCCAACGAGGUGCUAUGGAAUAACAAAACGGCCAAGGCGUUGCCCCCUGGAAUCUUCUUGAUUUGUGGGGAUAGAGCCUGGCAGGGCAUCCCGCACAAUGCCUUAGGGGGACCCUGUUACCUAGGGGAGCUGACGUUACUGUCUCCAAAUUUCACGACAUGGAUGCAAUACGGUCCGAACGUGACAAGCCAUCGUGUUAAACGGUCGAGCCCUGUUCCGGAGAGCUGCAAUGACGAGGUAGAGUUAUGGAGUGCCACAGCACAGAUAUUCGCAUCGUUUUUCGCCCCUGGGGUUGCCGCAGCACAGAGCUUGGCUCAGAUAGAACGCCUAGCAUGUUGGUCGGCUAAGCAGGCGAAUUUAACGACAUUAGUACUGAAUGCGAUGUUAGAGGACACGAACAGCAUUCGACAUGCGAUGCUGCAAGAUAGAGCGGCCAUCGAUUUCUUGCUCCUGGCACAGGGGCAUGGGUGUGAGGACCUAGAAGGAAUGUGUUGCUUCAAUCUUAGCGACCACAGUGUAUCCAUCCAUAAAGCGCUGAAAGCCCUGCAAGACCACUCAAAUUAGAUCCAAGUGGAAGACGAUCCCAUUGGGGACUGGCUUAAAGGUGUGUUUGGCAGCUUUGGAGGGUGGGUUGCGAAGAUUAUUAGGGUAGUUGCGCUAGUAUUGCUUGUAAUAAUUUGUAUUGCGGCCAUUUUGCCAUGCUUCCAGAAUUGCCUCUCAAGAAUUAUGUGGCAAGUUAUGGAUCAGCGGAUACAGUAUCACAAGGCGAAGGGUCAGCUAUGAAGUUUGCGUUCGCACUGUGACGGGUUAGUAGCUUUUGAGCAUAGGGAGGGGGAGAUGUAGUAGGCGUGGCGAGGAAACGGAAUGUGACGGGGUCAGGUUCCCUAUGCUCCGAGCUUGCCAGGUGAUGCCCUGUGAUAGGACAGCAAGCAUGCAAGGGGUGUAGACAAAGCAGGACAAGAAUGUGGGUAUUUAAGUGCCUGUUACAUUCCAAUAAACGCCAUUUUGCUUCACCUA
Molecule: messenger RNA, 2377 nt
Organism: Phasianus colchicus (ring-necked pheasant)
Lineage: Eukaryota; Metazoa; Chordata; Aves; Galliformes; Phasianidae
Source: RefSeq, a predicted model, not a curated record